CACUGGAUUGACGUGGGGCCUAGCUUGGUUUGGUGUCAUAGUGAAUUUGUCCGUUUCCGUUGCUGCCGGAUAUCAAGUGAGCUCUAUCAAUGCACCAGCAAAAGAAGAAAUCUUUCCUGUGCUGUGCUGUCCUGCUCUCGGCUGGUUCAUUAUGCUUUCUUUCGUGCCGCGCAGCUUCAUCGGUGGAGUUGUUACUCCUGGGAAGGCUUCUCGUCGGACUGGCAUCCGGAUUGACUACCGGAGUAAUUCCAAUGUAUCUAGCAGAGGUAUCACCUAUCAAACUACGCGGUGCAAUGGGUGUGUUGUGUCCACUGGGCCUAACGGCAGGUGUAGUCGUUGGACAGGUGACAAGUCUUGAACAAGUGCUAGGAACCGAAGCACACUGGCAUUACGCUCUAAGCUGUUACUCGGUGCUGAAUCUAUUCUGCUAUGCGUUUUACUUUUGGAUACCCGAGAGUCCUAAGUAUCUGUACAGUGUGAAAGGAGAUCAGGCGGGAUCAUUACGCGCUAUAAGAAAACUUUUCGGUCGCCAUUCAAUUGGCGAUGAUUACAUCAAACUACAGAUGGAAUGUGCUAAUGGACAGAGCGGUUCUUCCAACAACGGCAUGCCUGUUGAUGAUGGGCAACCACCACCAGCGAGCCGUACAUUGUGGUCUGUUUUGAGGGAUCCAACUCUUACGCUACCGUUGCUGCUUGUCUGCGCCCUUCAAGGAGGACAACAGCUCUCUGGGAUUAAUGCCGUCUUUUUCUAUUCGGUGUCAAUUUUUGAGUCUGUUGGAUUAAGCUCUAAUGCUGCGAAGUUUGCCAACCUCGGAGUAGGAUGCCUAAAUCUGUUCGUGUCUUUGUUUGCACCGCUAUUGAUGGCACGGUACAAUAGACGCACUCUAUCCCUACUAUCAUGUUCCUCCUGUGCUGUAAUUCUCUUCAUGCUCACCUUAUCGAUCCAUUUUAUUGAAAUGGUCGACUGGUUCUCGUACCUAUGUAUCGGAUCGAUCUUACUCUAUAUUAUUUUCUACCAGUUCGGUUUGGGGCCUAUUCCUUUCUUCAUCGGGUCGGAGCUUUUUGAUCUUGGUCCUCGACCGACGGCUAUGGCAAUGGGCAGUCUUUCUUCGUGGGGCUGUAAUUUCAUCGUCGGGAUGGCAUUCCCGACGCUUCAAACGGUUUGGGGUGCCUUCGUUUUUCUUCCCUUUUCCAUAACCUGUGUGUUAUUAACGAUUUUAAUUAAAUUUUAUCUGCCCGAAACACGGGGCAAGGAAGUAACGGAAGUUGCCCAAAAAGUGGCACAAGGUUUUCGUUCUAAAGUAAAAGAUUAG
Anopheles maculipalpis is the source of this 1313-nucleotide messenger RNA. Its product is annotated as solute carrier family 2, facilitated glucose transporter member 3-like. Gene Ontology annotation, molecular function: hexose transmembrane transporter activity. Gene Ontology annotation, biological process: monosaccharide transmembrane transport. The record is from RefSeq and is a predicted model, not a curated record. Gene Ontology annotation, cellular component: membrane. The transcript has 5 exons. The coding region runs from base 90 to 1313 and encodes 407 amino acids. Lineage: Eukaryota; Metazoa; Arthropoda; Insecta; Diptera; Culicidae.